This is a messenger RNA of Penicillium cataractarum, 1131 nucleotides long. RefSeq lists its product as uncharacterized. The coding region runs from base 1 to 1131 and encodes 376 amino acids. The record is from RefSeq and is a predicted model, not a curated record. The transcript has a single exon. NCBI's taxonomy places the organism in Eukaryota, Fungi, Ascomycota, Eurotiomycetes, Eurotiales, Aspergillaceae. Gene Ontology annotation, molecular function: hydrolase activity.
AUGCCGACUCCAAUCGUGGACUCUCACAUUCACCUCUUUCCAGCCUCUCAUUUACCGACACUAGCCUGGUACAGCCCCGACAGUCCCCUCGGGUCACAGCACAGCGUCGACGAGUACCGGCACGCGUCAUCUUCCAUUUCUACUCAAAGCGACACUCUCGAAUCAAAGUACCUACGUGGAUUCAUCUUCCUUGAGACCGAUCGCAUUUCAUCCGUGGCAGAUGAUCAGCCAGAUAGCCCUGGGUGGACGCAUGCCCUCGACGAGGUGUCCCUCUUAACACGCAUUGCGCUGGGGGAACCGGUGGCUGGAGAAGGUCAUGACGCAACCCAAAAGGAUCUCUGUCUGGGAAUUGUCCCCUGGGCACCCGUUCCUGGUGGUCCGGAGGCCUUGAGCUCAUAUAUGACCCAGGUUAAGGAGCGGACGAAAACGGAGCAGGUCUGGCGCAAGGUGCGAGGAGUGAGAUACUUGGUCCAGGAUAAGCCAGCUGGGGUGAUGAUCCAGCCGCAAUUUGUGGAAGGAUUGCGCUGGCUAGGCCAGCAGGGCCUGGCAUUUGAUCUCGGGGUAGAUGCUAGACAAGGCGGAUUGCAUCAACUACGAGAGGCAGUGGAGAUGAUUGAUAAGUUGGGAGAUGCCAAUGCGGUAACAAUCAUUAUAAGUGAGUUGCAAUCUCGAUAUUUGUCGAGCUACGAAUCUAAUUUAUGGGUUAUAGAUCAUCUUUGCAAGCCUAACCUACGACUUUCGCCCGACUCGGUCUCUUCUCAUCCAGAGUUCCUGGAAUGGAAAGAAUUGAUUACGAAAAUGGCCCAGGCGAGCCCAAUGACCUAUAUGAAGCUCUCGGGCGCAUUUUCAGAGCUUCCCCCAUUGGAUUCUAAUGUCGAACCUGAUAUUUCCAAUCUUGUUGAUCGCCUGCAGCCUUGGACCGAUGUGGUAUUCGACGCAUUCGGAGCCGAACGGGUAAUGUUCGGCUCGGAUUGGCCUGUGUGCAAUAUUGGGGGCGGAGGCAAUAAUGUUUCGUGGAAUCGGUGGAUAAAGAUAGUGGAAGGAGUUUUGGAGAAACGAGGAUUAACCGAGGAGCAGAAGCAGGGUGUUUGGGGCCAAGUCGCGGUGAAGGCGUAUGGCGUUAGCAUCUAA